AUGCCACACGCCAGGGUUUAUUGGUCAUGUUUGCUAUUUGCCGCUUUAAUCCCCCGCCUCGGGACGGCGGCGGGGGCCUCCGUGUGGAACGUAGACGUCAGCUCGAGGCCUGAAGCUGCAUUCCGGAAUGUCCUCUACGCCAACACUACUAUCUUCAUGACGUUCCAAGGUGAUGCGGCAUCGUGCAAGGGAAACCCGGCCUUCAAUAUCAGCUGGUACCUGCGCUCCUCCAUCUGCUACAAUGAAGUCUUCAAGACACCGGAUGACAGAGCCAUGAGCAUGUUUGGUCUGGAUCACAUGAUGAAAGACGGCUGGAGGGGCUUCUACAGCCAGGGCUACAUGUACUUCGACAACUGCUCCUCUCUUUUCGUACCAAAGAUUUACUAUGCAGAUUUCAACCCGUUCCUGCCCCUCUCGAGCUCAAAGAGUGACCUGUCGAAUCAGACCUCGAGUUGGCCAGAGAAGCCGGGCGUAGGUGCGGUGGCCAAGGCAUGGGAUGACAGUCCAUACCUGUUCCUAGUGAGGGUGCAGCCUCUGCGCCAAGGAGUCGACGACGAAGACAUGGUGGUUGGGCCUCUCAACUUUGCUUUCACAAUGAAAGUGGAGAUGAAGGGAUCAUACGACUAUGCCUCCCCAACAGACUGGCCGCUAAUGAUGUUCUUCAUGGUCAUGUGCAUUGUGUAUGUGUUCUUCGGGGCACUUUGGCUCCUCUGGUGUGCCUGUUACUGGAGAGACCUGCUGCGGAUCCAGUUCUGGAUCGGCGCCGUCAUCAUCCUGGGAAUGUUGGAGAAAGCUGUGUUCUACUCUGAGUACCAGAACAUCUGCUACAGGGGAGACAACGUUCAAGGUGCUUUGAUAUUUGCUGAGCUUCUCUCUGCACUUAAGAGGUCCCUAGCUCGAGUCCUGGUCCUCAUCGUCAGCCUCGGUUAUGGCAUUGUCAAGCCCAGGCUGGGUACCUCAGUGCAUCGGUUGGUAGCUGUAGGGCUACUGUACCUUCUCUUUUCCUCUGUAGAAGGCGUCCUGAAUGUCACAGGUGGAUCCUACAGAACGGUUUCCCUGGUGGCGCAGAUCAGCCUCUCCCUCAUCGACUCCUGUGUCAUGUGGUGGAUCUUCAUCAGUCUGUCGCAGACCACUCGACUGCUGAGGCUCCGCAGGAAUGUGGUCAAGCUCUCUUUGUAUCAACACUUCACCAACACGCUCGUCUUCUCUGUUGUGGCCUCCAUCGUGUUCAUCCUCUGGACCAACACACUCUUUCAAGAGGUGGAGUGUCAGACGGGUUGGAGGGACCUGUGGGUGGAUGAUGCCUUCUGGCGCCUCCUCUUCUCCACCAUACUGCUGGUCAUCAUGGUGUUGCUUAGGCCUUCUGCGAACAGCCAAAGGUUUUCUCAUUCUCCCCUGAUCGAUGAUGAUGACGAGGACGAGGAUGCAAAGGAGCCUAUGCUAAAUGAAGCUUUCGAGGGGAUGAAGAUGAGAGGCUCAAAGCCUGACACAAAUGGCUCCCAGAAACUCCUGAGUAAAGAGGAUGAAGACCUGAAAUGGGUGGAAGAAAACAUUCCUACGACCGUUGCUGAUGUAGCUCUCCCUGUAAUGCUAGAUGAAGAAGAGGAAAUCUUGAAAACCAAGAUGGAGAGGUCCAAAAUGGAGUAGCAGCACCUUCCAUAAACUUGUAAAGAACGGGGGGGAGGAGCGAUUUCACAGAGGAAGCAACAAAUUGAGUUGCGGUCACGUGACGUGACAACCAAAACAUUGUGGACACAGAUUGCUGUCACCACUAGAUUUUUUUUUAAUUUAUUUAUAAGUUUUAUAUUUCUUGGCACAGGUAUUCUGUAACUCGUUAAGUGAAACGGGAGAGGUAUGUAAUGAGCCGGUAGGAGAAUGUUGUUAAAGAGUGGGCUGGCCUGGAUGAGAGUGGUAAGUUCUUCUCAUCAUGUCAUGUGAAGAUUUGCACUUUGGGCCCUGGAGGGAAGUUGAAUGGAUCAGAGAAGAGGACGGCACUCUGGCAAGUUAUUUUAGUUUUUGCACAGAGGUUCAUAUGUCCAGAAGCCUUUUCUUUAGCCUUGUCAUAAAUGCAUAUUUGAAGGAUAUCCGGCCCUUUGCAGAAAACGGAAUAUCAGUCGAGCGUUGUCCUUUCUUCUUAAAUUACUUGAACCUCCAGCAAAGAACUCGCCACCCAGUUUGGAUUAAAGAAUUUGAGUGACGCGUGUCAUCUCCUGAUUCCACGGGGGACGUCAGAAUGAUGAGAAAGAUGGUUUUCCAGAUGCCUUGAAAUUCCAGAAAUGACCACAAGUCCUAUGCAUAUGUCCACCCUCCUAAGUUAAUGCUCUUACAACCCUCGCUAAUCUACUUGAUGCUCAGUGGUCCCAGCUGCCAAGAGAAGGAACCAAGUGGGUGGUCAUUGUUAAUUCCUCUACGCACUCAGAUGAAUGUGCAUUUUGUUUGUGCGUUUGUUUGUUGUCUUUUUUUUUCUUUCUUUUUUUUUCACCCAGGGAAGAUGUGCUGAGCCUGUAUGCUUUUUUUUUUGUGUGCUUUUUUCCACAUGUGGAACCUGCCAUUGAUUAUGGCAGUAGAUAAAUAGCUGUGGUAGAUAGCACUAGAGGCCUGUCCAGCUGGGCAGUGAGCCGCUCCAGUGGAGUAACUGCAAGUUUCAUGUUUUGCUAAAAGGGAAAUCUCAGAAUUAGUUUUUGAGGAAGGGAAGAGCAUGUCUUUUUUUUUUUUUUAUCAAAAAAUUAUUUAAUUUUUCUCAAACAGCAAUCUAUAGGAGAAAACAGAAUUGAAAUAUUAAAUAUGAAAAAGAGUAGUAAUCCCACAAGACCAGCCCCCCUCCACCACCACCACCACCAGACUAGGGCCAUAAAAAUAUCAAGAGGGGGGGAAAAGGGGGGGGUAUGCUUGGUGAAAUAGACACAAAAUUUACACACAUUAGUACAAAAUUUACAUGCAUUUACAAACAUUAGUACAAAAUUUACAUGCAUUUACAAACAUUAGUACAAAAUUUACAUAUAUUUACACACAAGAUUUUCACACAUUAGUACAAAAUGUACAUACAUUUACACACAUUUACAUACAUUUACACAAAAUUUACACAGUACAAAAUUUACAUACAAAAUUUACACAGUACAAAAUUUACGUACAUUUAUACACAAAAUUUACACACGGUACAAAAUUUACACACAUUAGUACAUAAAAAUUCAGCUGUACAUGUCUACAAGAUGCAUGUGUGCAGAUGUCAGACAUCUCGUCGUCAACCCACAACAGUAAAGUAUUUCCCAUGUGGCUCCUAAAACCAGAUCAGCAUUUAUCAAAGAGGUUUCCUUUUGAGAUUGAGCAAUCUUGAUGCUUUUUUCUGAUGCUUUUUUUUUCUGAUGCCAUGUACAAGGAAAAUUCUUUAAGCCACGUGGAGACAAGGGGAGGAUGUGCACGCUUUCAUAAAAAGCAAUAUAUUUAUCAGCAGCAAUGAUGGUCAGUUUGAUAAACCACACCUUGUUUCCUUUGUCAAGAGGGAUGUCAGAUAUGUCUCCUAGUAAGGCUAGUUCAGGUUAACAGGGGAUCUCAAACCCAAUAAUCUCUUAAGAAUCUCCAAAACUGAACCCCAAUGUUUUAAUUUACUACAUUUCCAGAAUAAGGUUACCUGUCUCUGUUUUGCAUCUAGGGCUAAGAUCUGAAGUUUAUUCAUUUUUCCUAUGGAGUGUUUCUGGUGUAAAAUAUGUUCUGUGGAUAAUGUUGAAAUGCUAAAUCUUACGGCGGCUGUUCUAUGAGAAGGUUAGCGUCUCCUCACAUAGUAAUUCCCAUUCGCUGUCUUCAAAAGUACAGUCCAGGUCUUGCUCCCAUUUGGUCCUAGUGUUUAGGGGUUUAGUCUCUGUGAAGGCCAAAAUUCUUUUAAACGUCAAGGACAAAAUGCCUCGGGUCUGUAAGAGUUUUGUCGGUUGGGGGGCAUUUAAGGAAGUGGAGUUUCUGCCCCCGAAAUGUACUUAUGAAGAGUCUGACCUGUAAAUAUUUGAAGAAAUUUGUAGUUGGGAGGUGGAAGAACUUACAUAACUGUUCAAAAGGACAUAAAUGUUAAUCUCAUAAAGGUCCCCACGUUUCUUGAUUCCCUGAUUGUGCCACAUCUUGGUUAUGCCAUCUGUUAAGUAAUGUGAUAAAGCGGGGUUGGUGUGAAAGGAAGGUAGUAUUACUGUGAAGUGCACCAACACAGUCGGUAAGAGCAUGUCUUGUUCACAUCCCCCACCCAAAAUCUCCCUAGAGAGAUUCGAACUGGCAACCCUCCUACCAGUUUCAGUUCUCCAGCUAGCUGCUAACACUGCUGCGUGUUGAUGGCCUUUUGAGCAAGUUAUCAGACAAAAACAUGGAUGUUGAUUCCCAGACAUACGAACGUCUUGCAGCCACAUCACCUGGAUCAGUUUGGACCGUACUCUAGUGGUUACUCACAGCAGCCUGUCUUACACAGCACUCCUGCUUAUAUAAGUAGCCUCACUUUCAGCUCGGUUUCAGUACUUGAAUCAUAUGACCGUUGUUGGGUGUAAUCCUGUUACUCUAAUUUUAGCAAUGCUGAGGGGGGAGGGGGGUUUUGUUAUAUUUUUACACUUACGGGCACGUGAAACCAUUUAAAAACCCAGUGUAUAAAUGCAUAGACACAAUAUCAAACUUAAAUAAGACUGUUUUGCAAAUACCUUAAAAGUGUAAAGUGUCGAUCAAGCUUUAAACCAGAGUGGAGAUAUAGGCUGAGAUCCCCGUGUAGCUGUAACCUCAGUUCUUGGCGGUUUUGGAGGAACUGAAAGACUGCAUGCUCACAGAAAAAGAUUUACAACUCACCGUUUCAUAAAACUCUUUUAAAAAGCCAUUUAAUGAUACUGAAGGAAUCCAGUUGUCAAUAUGGAACUAGGGGUGUUUUUUUUUUUUUACAUUUUUUUUUUUUUGCACUUAAGGUACAAAAAAAAAGACCCAAGUGUAGACCCGGAUUGUUCUGGAGUAUUCUUUGCUUCAUCAAGCGUCACACUUGUUAAAACCACAAUGACAUUGCUGCUUGAGCACCCCCUCCCCCUCCCCCUCCUGUUUGUUUGGUUUUUUUUCUUCUUCUUCUCUUACGUCUGUCCGGGCGAGUAGCUUAGUUUAGUAGCAUACUGCCCGGGGGCCAGUGUUUCUCAACCCAGUCCUCAAGGACCCCCUAUCCUGCAGGUUUUCAUUGUAACCCUGCAUAGGUAGCCCUGCUUGUACUUACUCGACCAAUCAUCUCGCAGCACUUAAUUAUGCAAGGUGUGCAACGUCUGACAAAAUGCAUUGCUGUUUGGUUGAAUAACUACAAACAGGUGCCUAUUCAGGGUUGCAAAGACAAUAUGCAGGAUAGGGGGGUUCCUUGAGGACUGGGUUGAGAAACACUGGUUUAGACCACAUGCACUGGCGAAUGAAGGCCUCAGAGGAGCACUGCCGUGCUCUCCGGGGCCCCCUCCAAAUAAACACGGUUCCGCCUGAGCCGGCAGAAUCGCAACCCUGUGCUCGUGCAAUCUACUGCGAUGUGUGUGUGGAUGUUUUGGGUUCAUUCGUUUGACUUUGUUUUAAUCGCCACUCGCUGAUGGAUGAAGGAGAUGUUUUAGUUCAGAGAGACGAGACUGCCUCUGGUCGCCGGUCUAAACUGUAAGUGUUUCUCAACCCAGUCCUCAAGGACCCCCUAUCCUGCAGAUUUUCUUUGCAACCCUGACUAGGCACCUGUUUGUAGUUAUUCAACCAAUCAGCAAUGAGUUUUGUCAGACGUUGCACACCUUGCAUAAUUAAAUGCUGCGAGGUGAUUGGUCGAGUAAGUAUAAGCAGGGCUACCUAUGCAGGGUUACCAUGAAAACCUGCAGGAUAGGGGGUGGGGGUCCUUGAGGACUGGGUUGAGAAACGCUGCGCAACGUGAAUUCUGUGUUACUGUAUGGGCUGUUGUGCGUUUCUCCUACAAUUAAAAUUUAUACUGAAAGGUUGUUAUCGUCUUGUUUUCUUCGGCUCUGUCCAGUGGUCCAGCGUCUG
Lampris incognitus (smalleye Pacific opah) is the source of this 6000-nucleotide messenger RNA. Its product is annotated as transmembrane protein 87A-like. Gene Ontology annotation, biological process: retrograde transport, endosome to Golgi. The record is from RefSeq and is a predicted model, not a curated record. The transcript has 20 exons. Lineage: Eukaryota; Metazoa; Chordata; Actinopteri; Lampriformes; Lampridae. The coding region runs from base 1 to 1647 and encodes 548 amino acids. Gene Ontology annotation, cellular component: Golgi apparatus; Golgi cisterna membrane.